AAUAGAAUCGGAACCCACUGUUCUUCUCCACACAUCAACUCUAUCCAACAAUUAUCUUUAGCAUAAACAAUGGCUCUCACUCAUAAUUUUCUUCUCUUUUGCUCUCUUUUUCUUAUUUUCAGUCCCCCUUCUAUAGCACAAACAACAUUCAGGCCUAAAGCAUUAGUCCUUCCUGUAUCAAAAGAUCCAUCAAGUCUCCAAUACCUUGCCCAAAUUAACCAAAGAACCCCUCUAGUGCCUGUAGAGGUGACUCUUGAUCUUGGUGGUCAAUAUCUUUGGGUUGAUUGUCAGCAAGGAUAUGUCUCUUUGUCUAAAAAAAAUCCAAGUUGCAACACUGCUCAGUGCUCCCUUGCAGUCUAUAGGCUAAAGACAUGCACUGUCGACAAAAAAUUCUGUGUUUUAUCCCCUGACAACACUGCGACACGCACUGGCACUUCUGAUUACCUUACUCAGGAUGUUGUUUCCAUUCAAUCUACUGAUGGAUCAAAUCCAGGCAAAGUUGUUUCAGUCCCUAAUUUCCUCUUCAGUUGUGCUCCAACAUUUAUCCUGCAAGGUCUUGCUAAGGGAGUCAAGGGCAUGGCUGGACUUGGAAGGACUAAGAUCUCACUUCCUUCUCAAUUCUCUGCUGCUUUUAGCUUUCCUAGAAAGUUUGCCAUUUGCUUGACCUCUUCAAAUGCUGAAGGUGUUGUUAUCUUUGGAGAUGGACCUUAUGUUUUGCUUCCACGUGCUGAUGAUCUUUCUCAGUCCCUCAUCUACACCCCAUUAAUUCUCAACCCUGUAAGCACAGCAUCUGGUUACUUUGAAGGAGAGCCUUCCACUGAUUACUUCAUUGGAGUCAAGUCUAUCAAGAUCAAUGAAAACGUUGUUCCAUUAAACGCUUCAUUGCUGUCCAUUAACAGAGAAGGCUAUGGUGGAACCAAGAUUAGCACAGUAAAUGCUUACACGGUGAUGGAAACAACAAUCUACAAUGCUGUCACUGACUCUUUUGUCAGAGAGCUAGCCAAAGCCAAUGUCCCUAGGGUGGCAUCUGUAGCACCUUUCGGAGCAUGUUUCAACUCAAAGAACAUUGGCAGCACACGCGUUGGCCCAGCAGUGCCUCAAAUUGAUCUUGUCCUGCAAAGCAAGAAUGUUUACUGGAGGAUUUUUGGUGCAAACUCAAUGGUGCAGGUUAAAGAUGAUGUGUUGUGCCUUGGAUUUGUGGAUGGAGGAGUGAAUCCUAGGACUUCAAUUGUCAUUGGAGGCCACCAAUUGGAGGACAAUCUCCUACAGUUCGAUCUUGCUGCUUCAAGACUGGGCUUCAGCUCUUCCCUGUUGUUUAGACAAACAACCUGUGCCAACUUCAACUUCACCUCCAAGUCUUAGGAGGAUUUUAUUAAUUAUUUAGCAUGCUUUUGUUUGAUUUUCUAUUUUCUUUUUAUCCUAAUUCUAUAUGUUUCUAUGGCUUUCUAGGUUUUGUUUGUUAAGAGAGAUUAAGGUCUAUUGACCAGAUAUAGUUAUCAUCAGAUACUUUAGUUGCUGAACAGUGUGUUCAGAUAUGAAAUAAUAAAAUAAAGAUGGCCAUAUUUUCCCUUUCAA
This is a messenger RNA of Populus nigra (black poplar), 1575 nucleotides long. Its product is annotated as probable aspartic proteinase GIP2. The record is from RefSeq and is a predicted model, not a curated record. The transcript has a single exon. Bases 70 to 1362 code for a protein of 430 amino acids. Gene Ontology annotation, molecular function: aspartic-type endopeptidase activity. Lineage: Eukaryota; Viridiplantae; Streptophyta; Magnoliopsida; Malpighiales; Salicaceae. Gene Ontology annotation, biological process: proteolysis.